This is a messenger RNA of Carlito syrichta (Philippine tarsier), 1323 nucleotides long. It is a transcript of the gene SAXO4, whose product is annotated as protein phosphatase 1 regulatory subunit 32. NCBI's taxonomy places the organism in Eukaryota, Metazoa, Chordata, Mammalia, Primates, Tarsiidae. The record is from RefSeq and is a predicted model, not a curated record. Bases 34 to 1308 code for a protein of 424 amino acids. Gene Ontology annotation, molecular function: phosphatase binding. The transcript is spliced from 12 exons.
CAGGCCCCCCCCCGGGGGCCCGCCCCAAGCGCCAUGAUGGGGAAACUCCCCCUGGGGGUCGUCUCCCCUUAUGUGAAGAUGAGUUCCGGGGGCUGCACAGACCCCCUGAAAUUCUACGCCACCAGCUACAGCACAGCCUAUGGCCGGGAGGAGUUCAAGCCCCGCAUGGGCAGUCACGUGGGCACCGGCUACAAAUCGAAUUACCGGCCGGUGGUCUCAUACCAAGCCAAUCUGGAUGCCCUGGACGGCCCGGCUGUGGGGGAACAAGUCUGGGACAGUUUCCAGACAGUGAACAGUCAGAGCUACCGUCCCCUGGAGGUGCCCGAUGGCAGAAGCCCCCUGCCCUGCAACAUGCACCAGGCCAGCUCAGGCUUUGCGCAGAAGGCCAGUGUGGGCCCCCUCACCAAGGAGGUCAAGAAGGUCCAUUUCGACACCCAGGAGCACGGGCCCCAGGCCAUCCCGGGGCUAGAGCCUAAGGACCUGCCCCUGCUUCACCAACAGCAGGGCAAGGGCUCACUGGAGUGGGAGAACUUCCGAUAUGGCCCACGCUUCAUGACCUCGGAGUACAAUUCCAGGUAUCUCAAGGAGCCACUAAACCAGCCAGAUCUCUUGCAGAAGAAAUCGAUCGGCAGCCCAGAGGAGACCGGCUUCACGGAGGGGUCCAACGUGAAUCCCAUUGUCUUCCAGCCGCCUUCGCAGGCCGUCCCUGGGGACCCUGCUCUCCUCCCAGGCCGGAGUGUCACCAAGUGGGACUUCCUCCCUGUGACUCACCCUCAUGGAGACGACUUCCUGCCUGUGCUGGCUGGAGGCGCUGAGCGGGAGACAGGCUUCAGCCGAGUGAAUGAGAGGACGCUGAACCCCAGACUGCCCCUUCCCGGCCCAGAACCUGGCAGUGUGAGCCACCGACCGUUCCAGCCACCCCAGCGGUUGCAACAGACAAACGUAGCCCUGCUCGGCCGGGAGACUGUGGGGAAGAAGGAGCCCACAGGGUUCAGCCUAAAUAACCCCAGCUACGUCCAGAGCACCUAUGACCCCGACAGGGACCAUCGGUACCUGACCACCUACAACCAAGGGUACUUCGAGAACAUUCCCAAAGGUCUGGACCGGGAAGGCUGGACUCGGGGAAGCAUCCAGCCCCAGAAGCCGGGAGGCUAUGCCCUCAACCAGCCGAUCACGCGCAUGGAGGCCGUCCCCAGCCCCACGGAGAGCCUGCAGCGCCUGCACCCCCACGUGGGAAGGACCCUGACCUCGGCCGACCCCUUCUACCGGGACACGCCUCGCAGCAGCCGCUUCGGGGCUCCCUGCUGAGCCCGAGGCCUGGGU